AUGAGUAAUCUCUACACCAGACGCAGUGUUGCUGAAAAGGACUCGCAACCCUGUUUGGUGUGCUAUUUGCCCACAACAUGUGUUUUGUAUAAUGCGUCGAUUCAGGACUGGUUUUACUGCUGUGAGAUGCAUAUUAAAGAUAAUCCCGGGUUUGCCAAGCCGGUGUAUUCAGCAGAGUACAACGAUGCGAUUGAAAGAAUGACAAUUGUCAAACAGAAGCUAGAAGUAGAACGGACCAAACGGGGCAGCUCGUGGGACUCGUGGGUGAACAAAUUGAUUUCCAAAGGACCCAAACAGGAUAAGGAGGACUCGAACGCGAAUUCCGACGUAAACGCAAAAGAAACUGCUGAAACGAAACCGGAAGACGCUGCCAAACCGACAGCAGAGUCGGAACCACAAUUGUUGAAAAGUGAGUAUCAAAAACUGGCAGACCAAGUCGCCCACGGCCAAAAAAACACACGUUCAUUCUCACUGAGCCCUGUGAUGUUCGAGAGUCGCUUAGACGCUAAAAAACGCAGCUACAUGCUCAAAAUGAAGUCUAAGCGUGAACAAGAGACGUACACGAACACCGAUCCGGACGAACUACAGACGAAAUUCAAUUUUCCAAGCAUACCUCAAAAAUGA
Lachancea meyersii CBS 8951 is the source of this 624-nucleotide messenger RNA. The record is from the annotation of a GenBank genome assembly. NCBI's taxonomy places the organism in Eukaryota, Fungi, Ascomycota, Saccharomycetes, Saccharomycetales, Saccharomycetaceae.